This is a messenger RNA of Cyclopterus lumpus (lumpfish), 2001 nucleotides long. RefSeq names its product 2-iminobutanoate/2-iminopropanoate deaminase-like. The record is from RefSeq and is a predicted model, not a curated record. NCBI's taxonomy places the organism in Eukaryota, Metazoa, Chordata, Actinopteri, Perciformes, Cyclopteridae. Gene Ontology annotation, cellular component: cytosol. Gene Ontology annotation, molecular function: deaminase activity. The coding region runs from base 76 to 486 and encodes 136 amino acids. The transcript has 6 exons.
ACCCAGUGCGCUCCUUGCAGCUCUGUUACAGCACUGGUUUCGUUCCCUCGGGCUCGUUGACGCAUUUCUAAUAACAUGGCUGCAUUAAUCAGGAGGAUCAUCAGCACAACUAAAGCUCCUGCUGCUAUCGGCCCCUACAGCCAAGCGGUGCUGGUAGAUCGGACCGUGUACAUCUCAGGGCAGCUGGGGAUGAAUCCUUCCAGUGGACAGUUGGUGGAAGGGGGUGUUCAGGCUCAAACCACACAGGCUCUUGUGAAUAUGGGUGAAAUCCUCAAAGCUGCUGGGUGCGGCUAUGAGAACGUUGUCAAAACCACAGUCCUCUUAACGGACAUGAAUGACUUCACCAGUGUCAACAGCAUUUACAAGCAGUUCUUCAGCACCAACUACCCAGCCAGAGCUGCUUACCAGGUGGCUGCUCUCCCCAGAGCUGGCCUGGUUGAGAUUGAAGCGGUUGCCGUAUUGGGCCCUCUGACCGACGCUUCCUAACAACUAGUGCAUCUAUCAGAAAAAGGAAGCAAGAACUCCCACGAUCACUGAACAUUAUACAGCGCGUGCCUUGUUUUGUGGAGCCGUCAAGAACUGAUGAGCCAAGAUUCCUAAAGAGCACUAAUCAAUCCUGUCAUAUUUUGUAGAGCAUCAAGAGAUGAAGCGCUGUCAUAAACACGCCGGGGGUCACGUUCUCCUCACCGCUGAUGAGACGUGUGGCGAGCUUGCUUGCUCUUAUUGAAUUACACUUAAAGUGUAUCCUCUCUCGUUGGGGCCAGAGGCUGGAUGAUCAAUUAUUACUCAAUCAUAAAUGUUUUUUUUAUUUGCUUCAUGGUGAUUUGUUUCCUUGAUAUGAACACGACUAUUUCUGGCUUAUACUAUGAGCAUAUCAUUUAUCAAAUGCAAGUUUGUAUCACUUGAUAUGGUGACGGGUGCAUUUUUAUAUAAGAAAAACUCAAAAGCACAUGUAUUAGUGAGUACACCUUUAUUCUGUACACUAGGUUAGCAGAAUCAUAGAUAAAGAUCAGAAGAGGAAUAUAUUACAGAUAACGAAAGUAAAAAAAAAAUUUAAAAAAAGAUGUCAGACAUCAAAUUUUGUUCCCAGUGUCCAUCACACCCUGGACAGUUGAAAUAAUGUUCCAAUGACACAGCAUGUAUAACUAAUGAUCAUUUAAAAAUCACGUCCACUAAGCAAUCCCCCUACGGGAGCAGAGGGGCCAUGCUUGCAAUACCUUUUGUUGUUGUUGUAAAGUCGAGAUCACCAGUUCAUAAUUUCAUUAUCUUGAGGAAGCAAGCUUUGUUAUCUCGGAAUAAACGAGAUCAUCUUCCAGUUAAAGAGAUUCCAAAACGUGACUUAUUACUGUCUUUCUGUUCGAGAGCGCGUUCAGAUCAGUCCUCAACAUUUUGAGAGAAAAAUAGCCCGGCUGCAAAUAAAUAUGGUAAAGCAUUAAUUACAGAUGUCAGGUCUGAUCAAUUUAAAAUCACACACUUUUGAGUUCGCCAUAAUUAUUUCUUGACCUCAAGAAAAAGGUUUUCUUGCGACAAAUCAUCUCGUUAUCUUGAGAAAUCUGCCUUUAUUAUUAUUAUGAGAGAAGGAGCUUUGUUAUCUCACGAUAACUAAAUAAUGACCUUGUAAUCUCGAGAUAAAUGGCAUAUUUUGAUAACCGCAAGCACAUAAGUGAGAUCUAUGUAACACACUCGUCUGCCGGCUCCAGCGCAGCUUCAUGGAACGGCAAGACGACGUCCGUAAUCAUCUGCAUCCUCAACCUCGCAGGGACUCCUGUUACUACACUUUUGCAUAUGCAUCAUAUCUGCAAGCAUUAAAAAAAAAAAAACACAAAAAAAACAAACAUUUGGUAUUCAGGAUUUUUUCCUUUGAGUUAUAAAAAGAAAUAUUUAAGGAAACAUGGAGUUGACGGUCGUGCUUAUCAGUAUUGCACUCUGUUACUCAACAUUUAGUACUCUCACUCUUGAUUAAAUGAAGACUGCAAUUAAAUAGCGUGUGAAACGCCAGAC